AUGAAGCAUAGUUGGAGCCCACGUUGGGAAAGAGAAAACCGGACGCCAGCAUUUGCAGACCCAAGACUUGCAGGUAACCUCCAUAAUCCGUUUGGUCAAGACGUAUAUCUCUGGGGCAACGUUCCGGCAAUUGAUGUUCUCAAUUUGGCCCAAAAUGAAGGCAAUAACUUCUCUCGUGAUAUCAUGAUAUUAUUUGCUGCAUCUGGUGAUUUGCGCAAUGUGGUCAAAACCAUCUCCGGGCUUCCUCAGUCCUUUGCACAGCGAAUUGAUGUGACUCUUAACGACCGGAAUUUUCAUGUCGUUGCAAGGAACGCAAUAAUGCUCCUUUUUUGCCUUACGGCGCUGGAGAUGACUUCGAUACCUCCCGGUGGGCUUAGCCAUGCUGAGUCUUUGAUUCACCUCUGGUACUCUGCCUCCUUACCAAAGGAUAUUAUUACCCAGUUGGUAUCGCGUGUGAAAUCUCUAUUUACUGAUGUUUGUGGACAAAUAUCUGCCAAAGCUACUGGGGAAAUUGUGGAGAAGACCUGGAAUUUUUCUCAUAACAGAAGCCUGCAUCUUGCUCUCAAGAAAGAGGAAUGGUACCGAAUGGAGGCGCUCUGUGAAGCUCCCUCAGAUUUAACACAGCAGAAAGCUUUGCAUAUCCGGACGGCCACGACACUUGCUCCGGAGAGGCAAGACUAUCGAGAUCGAUGGUACUUCAAAGACGCCACGCCAUCUGUACGUGUUUCAAAGCAGAAGUUUCGUGAAGAUGGACUUCUCCUUCCAUUUGGGCAUGAUAGGAUCGGUUUCGACCGCCCAAAUCCAACAUUCUACUUGCCUCCAUUUGUCUGGCCAAUGGGCGACAAAGCCGACCCUUUAGAUGGGUGGCCGAUACGAAAAGUUGCCCAAGUACGGACAAUGGCGAAGGAGGACCUAUAUGGUAAACUCUACAUAUACCUUCGGCAUCUCUUCCAGCAGUUCCUAGAUCGCCUAGCAAAUAUAGAGAUACACUUUGAGCUGCUUAAUAUGGACGCGAUCCAGCUUCCUAAAAUCCUCCAGGAGAACAAAUACGCCAGGAUUGAGGUAUCGAAUAUUACUGAUGCUGGGUAUAUGGGCACACGAGAAACCUUGCGUUCAUUGUCCCCUUUGCUGCAACCUCCACAUGAUAAUAUUCAUGCCACCAUCAUUUCUUCGUAUCUGAAUGCAGUAAUGGAAAUGGUCAAUAUAGCCGACGAGGGGGACCAAACGCCGAACAUAAAUUCGCUCAUGGGAUUUCUACCUAUUGACAUAUACUCCUUGCUACAACCGGAGAGUGCCAACAGUUUAAAAUUCUGGGAUGCGAGAACAAUUGUACUUGACCGACACAAAUUUUUUGAGAGGUCAUUAAUGAUUCAAAUUCCCUCACAAUAUGAGCUGACUUUUGAUUAG
Penicillium psychrosexuale is the source of this 1407-nucleotide messenger RNA. Its product is annotated as DUF4470 domain-containing protein. The record is from RefSeq and is a predicted model, not a curated record. The coding region runs from base 1 to 1407 and encodes 468 amino acids. The transcript is spliced from 4 exons. NCBI's taxonomy places the organism in Eukaryota, Fungi, Ascomycota, Eurotiomycetes, Eurotiales, Aspergillaceae.